This is a messenger RNA of Amphimedon queenslandica, 1108 nucleotides long. Its product is annotated as coiled-coil domain-containing protein 189-like. Bases 17 to 847 code for a protein of 276 amino acids. Lineage: Eukaryota; Metazoa; Porifera; Demospongiae; Haplosclerida; Niphatidae. The transcript is spliced from 3 exons. The record is from RefSeq and is a predicted model, not a curated record.
GUCAAAGGCUCAAAUAAUGUCCACUUUGUUUACUCCUCGCAUAUGUACAUGGGAAGAUCUGGACUAUACAAAUGCGGAGAAACUGUUAGAUGCAAAGACAACCAAUGGAACCAUAUACAAUCAUACAGGGGGCCUUCUAUAUAACUUACUGGGAACAGAAGGAGAAAUGAGGAUCAAAAUCACAACAGAUCUUUUCUACAAUCUGAUUCUGUUCUGUAGAAAGAACAAAUUCAGUCCAGAACAGCUCACUGCCCUCUUUACUAUAUUAAAAACACUACAUCUACUCUGUAUCUCAACACCAUACAACAACAUUGAGGAGUGUCAUCAACUGAUGAAAGAUUUCAUCAUAAAGCACAGUGUCUUCAGGCCACCAUACAGUAUAUGCUUAUUUAGUCUUCACCAAGUGAAGCUUACAACAGAGUACUUGCUAGAGACAUACUUUAAACACUACAAGAUGUACAAAUAUGCAUUCACCAAACGCGUCCUCCUUGAUUUAAGUAUAUCUUAUGAUAGAGAUGGAGAACAAAAGGAAGCAGAAGUGGACCCAAUUUCAUCACAAGAAGAGGCUGGAAAAAUAAAUACAGCUAAGAGUGAAGAAGAAAUUGAACAAAAAGAACAAGCUGAAACAACAGAAGAGGAAGCAACUAUUGUAGAAGAACCAGAUGAAAUUCCUGAUGACUUAAAACAACUUAAAGAUUUAAUAUCACAAACACUAACAGAACGACUUAAUGAAAUGAAAGUUACAGUUGAAAAAGAGCUCAGCAAGAGUGACAAAAGACUAACCGAUAGACUGAAUAUUCUGGAGGCAGAGACUGAUGGAGGAAAAGGUGGAAAGAAAAAGAAGUGAAUUUCAUAGACAUGAAUCAGUACACCAACACAUACUCCAACACAUACAUUGUGUACAUGUACUUGUAAUUCUCACAAUAAAAUUUUACAAUGGCCGAAAACUAAUAAUCCACGUACAUGCACAUGUACAUGUACAUGUAUCUCUAUCCUGUAGUACAUGUAGAUAUACAAUAUGUACAUGUACAUGUAGGUAUGCACUUGGGCCAAUUCUUAUUGCCUCUGCGCCUACAAUUAAGAUUGUCUCAUUGUUAUUAAAAGUAUA